Messenger RNA from Lotus japonicus, 3854 nucleotides. Its product is annotated as putative inactive cadmium/zinc-transporting ATPase HMA3. Gene Ontology annotation, molecular function: cadmium ion transmembrane transporter activity; ATP hydrolysis activity; ATP binding. Gene Ontology annotation, cellular component: membrane. Bases 238 to 3414 code for a protein of 1058 amino acids. The record is from RefSeq and is a predicted model, not a curated record. The transcript is spliced from 10 exons. NCBI's taxonomy places the organism in Eukaryota, Viridiplantae, Streptophyta, Magnoliopsida, Fabales, Fabaceae. Gene Ontology annotation, biological process: monoatomic cation transport.
AUUAAUGAAUUUUUUCGAUUUCCUAACAUUUUUCUCUCUUCUAUCCCAAAUUCCAAAUCUCUAGUUAGUGCAGAUUUUAUUCUUUCCCUUUUCUACCCCAAUACCCCCCACUCAGAAUUUGGCCUACUUAAGAUGGCAAUCUCCUUCACCACUUCACACCAUUAGCCUCGCCAAAUUUCUCUUUAUCAUCACAUUAUCACAAGGUGAUCUGAUUCUGUAGCAAAUUUUGUGGCAGUGAUGGCUUCCCAGGAGAAGAAGAAGCUGCAGAAAAGCUACUUCGAUGUUUUGGGUUUGUGUUGUUCUUCUGAGGUGCCGCUUAUUGAGGGCAUCCUGAAACCUCUGGAAGGAAUCAAAGAGGUUUCUGUCAUCGUACCAUCACGAACCGUCAUCGUUGUUCAUGACGGUCUCAUCAUUUCUCAGCUCCAGAUUGUUAAGGCUCUGAAUCAAGCAAGGCUAGAAGCGAAUGCUAGAGUGUAUGGGAAUGAAAAGCACCAAAAGAGAUGGCCAAGUCCAUAUUCAAUUGCUUCUGGGUUGCUACUUUUGCUUUCGUUUCUCAAGUAUGUUUAUUCUCCACUGAAAUUUCUGGCACUUGGAGCAGUUGCUGCGGGCAUAUUCCCAAUUAUCUUAAAAUCUUUUGCUUCACUUCGGAACGCAAGACUUGACAUCAACAUUCUCAUGAUUAUAGCAGUGAUUGGCACAAUUGCUAUGAAUGAUUAUUUGGAAGCCGCCACCAUUGUUUUCCUAUUCUCAAUUGCAGAAUGGCUAGAAACAAGGGCAAGCUACAAGGCAAAUGCAGUAAUGUCAUCACUGAUGAACAUAACUCCUCAAAAAGCAGUCAUAGCUGAAACAGGAGAAGUUGUGGAUGCCGAUGAAGUGAAAGUUAACACCAUCAUUGCAGUUAAAGCAGGGGAGGUGAUACCCAUUGAUGGGGUUGUUUCAGAUGGAAACUGUGAAGUUGAUGAAAAACAUUUGACUGGGGAAUCAUUCCCAGUAGCCAAGCAAAGGGAUUCUACUGUCUGGGCUGGCACCAUCAAUUUAAAUGGCUAUAUUAGUGUGAAAACCACUGCAUUGGCUGAAGAUUGUGUGGUUGCUAAAAUGGCAAAGCUUGUGGAAGAUGCUCAGAACAGUAAAACCAGCACUCAGAGAUUGAUUGACAAGUUUGCCAAGUUUUAUACCCCAGCUGUGGUAGUCAUAUCAGCUCUUGUAGCUGUAAUUCCAUUAGUGUUUAAAGUGCAUAAUGAGAAGCACUGGCUUCAUUUUGCACUAGUGAUCUUAGUGAGUGCAUGCCCAUGUGCAGUUGUACUUUCAACACCAGUUGCAACUUUUUGUGCCUACACUAAAGCAGCUACAUCGGGUCUUCUCAUCAAAGGGGGUGAAAAUCUUGAGACACUUGCCAAAAUUAAGACCAUGGCUUUUGACAAAACUGGCACUAUAACAAAGGGUGAAUUUGUGGUGACAAGUUUUCAAUCCCUUUCAGAUGACAUUGAUUUGAGCACAUUGCUUUACUGGGUGUCAAGCAUUGAGAGCAAGUCAAGUCAUCCAUUGGCGGAAGCAAUGGUUGAUUAUGGAAGGUCUCUCUCUAUUGAACUAAAGCCAGAAAAGGUGACUGAAUUUGAAAAUUUUCCUGGAGAAGGAAUCAGAGGGAAAAUUGAUGAGAGAGUUCUUUUCAUUGGUAACAAAAAAAUUGCCACAAGAGCAGGGUCUGAAUCAGUUCCGACCUUACAAGGUGAAGAUCAAAGAGGAAAGACCACUGGGUACAUAUACUCUGAAGGGAGCCCAGUUGGAUUUUUUUCUCUAUCCGAUGCUUGCCGAUCAGGGGUUCAGGAAGCAAUAGCGCAGCUUAAGUCAUUGGGAAUCAAAACCGCUAUGCUCACCGGGGAUUGUCAAUCAGCCGCAAUGCAAGCACAGGAGCAGCUUGGAAAUGCUCUGGAUUUAGUCCAUGCAGAACUUUUGCCAGAGGACAAGGUGAAAAUCAUCUCAGAGUUAAAAACUGAAGGCCCAACAGCCAUGAUUGGAGAUGGUGUUAAUGACGCGCCUGCAUUGGCUACAGCUGAUAUAGGAAUCUCAAUGGGAAUUUCAGGUUCUGCACUGGCAAGUGAGACAGGCAACAUAAUUCUCAUGUCAAAUGACAUUAGGAAGGUACCAGAAGCCAUUAAGCUUGCAAAAAAAGCUCGGAGGAAAGUGAUCGAAAAUAUUAUCUUGUCGGUCAUUACUAAGGCUGCGAUUGUUGGUUUGGCCAUUGGUGGUCAUCCAAUUGUUUGGGCAGCAGUUCUUGCUGAUGUUGGAACAUGUCUCUUGGUCAUCUUAAACAGCAUGUUAAUUCUGAAGAGAGGACAUAAGCAUGGAGGAAAAUGUUGUAAAACUUCAACUCAGAAACAUGUCCACAAAAAUGGAUGUGGUGGUGGCAAUUCCCCUCAUCAUCACCAUCAUCACGGGCAUAAGAACCAUGAUCACCAGCAUAAACACCAACAUCAGCAUCAACAUGAAAGCCAUGAUCAUUGUUGCUCAGACAAUGCAAAAAAGAUAUCUCAGCCUCAGAAGUGUGCCUCCAAGACAUGCUCCCCUAAGAGUCCACCCUGCCCUUCAAAUUCAAGUUUAUGUGGAAGUGUUAAGCAUCUUAAUACCACGGAGGGUCAUGAUCAAUGUAAGGGAAAUGAUGAAUUCCAGGAAUCAGAUCACUGCCAUCAUGGAAGAUGUGACAAGAGUCAAGAUGGAGUCCAUAAGCAUGAUACCGAAAGCAAGGCUUGUUUGGAGUCACACAAUUUGAUCCUAAAUGCAGAAAGUUAUGGUGCAGUUACAACAAACAAGCAUAGUAGUUGUUCAGGACACAAGUCCCAUGGGGAAAAACACUGCCACACCCAAAAUGUUGACAUGGUUACUCAUGAUAGUGCUUCAAUUUGUUCUCUUAGCCAUUUCAAUGUCUCUUGUAAAAAAGAAAGCCAACAGUCUGCUCAACAUUGUCACGUGAACCAUCAUUGUGAAAAUCUGAAAGACCAUGGCAUUCAGCAUAAAAAAUCAGGUUGUGAUUCUGAUUCUGAGAAGCAUGGGACUGGUGAAAUAUCCAUUGACAUCGCUGAUGAGCCUGUUGCCUCCAAGCAUGGUUGUUUAAGUUUGAAAGAGGAAAUAAAAGCUUCUUCUUGUUGUGAAGACCGCUCGGCUACAUGUCACAAAUUGCUUGCUGAAUUUGGCUGUGAGGGUUUAAGUGAGAGAGAAGUCAGUGCUUGUUGCAGAAAUGAAGGCACUUCGAAAGAGUCCCCGGAAUCCUCUAUUGUGCAGCAUGCUUGUAUUAGUUUGGACAAGAGAGAAGUUGGUGGAUGUUGCAAGAGCUACAUGAAAGAAUGCUGUGCCAAACAUGGACAUGGACACUCAGGGGCUGGUUUUGUAGGAGGCUUAUCAGAAAUUAUUACAGAAUAGGUGUAGCUGACUCCACAAUAAGCAAAAGAUUUGAACAAGUUUGUAUUUAGCAGAUUUUCAUGGUGUGGAAUGACAAGAAAGGAACCCUUUAAAUUAAUAACUGUAAGUGCUUAUACAGGCAACAUACUGUUAAUAGUCUUGUAUAUUGUUUGAACAGGUAGUUGGAUGUAAUACAACAUGUCUGUGACCUCCAUUUAAUAAGGUGGAUAAACAGCCCUGUGGUAUGAGUUGAAGGUUUUGCAGGGCAAACAAACAUUGCUCUGGUAGGGCACCUUGGCUUUUCAUUUUCAAGUUUUUUGUUAAGGGAAUUGGGCUUGUAAGGAGAAGGGAAACCACUCCUUUUAGCACUUGUUUGGGUAGAUGUUAAGGGCUUCUGGCUCUUUCAUGUAUGUUGCCUAAUAUACUGGUAGAUGUUAACAUCAAAGCUAUAACUUCUGUUA